AUGCCAGCCUGGAUGCGUCCCCAGGUGGCCCGCGCCUGGCCUCCGCCUGCGUCCCCCUCCCUGUCUGAGAACUCUGCGUUCAUGCGCCUGACGCUACUCGAACACAAGGACCCCCAGACAGUGCGGGACUUGAGCAUUGGGGACAUUAUGCGCUCCCGUCACGAUAAGAGCGGCUCGUCGCUGCUCGUCCCAGGUGGCUAUCUCAUCGGACGUCGCUCUAGUGACGGUCUUCCCUCGGCGUUCAACUCGCGCGUUCUCUCCCGCACCCAUGCUCAGCUCGUGGUGGACACCAAGGGCCAUGUUUUCCUCGUCGAUCUCGGAAGCAUGCACGGCACGCACAUCGAGCCCGCCAACGGCGCCCCUAUCAAACUCAAGGCCCGCGCGCCAGUUCAAGUGCUCAAUGGCGACACCCUCAUCUUCGGCAAGGCUGUCGACUCGAAGAGCGAGCACCACCAGCCCGUUCGCGUGUGCAUCUCGUUCCGUUACAAUGAGAGUGGACCUCGUGACGCAACCCGCAAGGCGAUCACGAACCCUGAAUUCGCCACCAGCAAGGACAUUGGCAAGGUUGACGUUGCGCUCAACGGCAACCAGAACAACAGCAUCGAUGUCAGUGCCUUGAACAAGGCCUUUUCCAAGGGUCUCAAAGGCUACGGUAUCGAGCAGUCGGCUCUCUACGAGUCUGAGCCUGAAGAGCACCUUCCUCGCACCCAGUUCCCUCUUGGUGGCUCUGGCCUUGCUCAAAUGCCCCCUUCCGGCCAGGUUGUUCCUUCUAGCGACAGCGAGGACGAGGAUGACGAUGUCAUCGAGAUUGCCCCACCUCCCGUCUCCCUUCACGACGAUGAUAUCAUUGUCAUUUCAAAGCCCAUCUCCGUGCGUUCCACCUCGGUCGCUUCCGACGAGGACAACGCGCCUGUCGCUUCCAGCCAGCCCGAGGCAGACAAGGCUGUUGGAGCCGAAGCCCUUCUCCUGGAGGAGCCCAUCUUGGACUGUCCUUCCAGGUCCCUCUCGUCCUCUGUUGAACGUGGUCUGUCCGAUCAGGAGGAUAUCAUUAUCAACGAGGAGGACGCUGCAGGCGAGGACGACGACAUGCAGUCUCCCCAGUACGACCCGUUCGACAACCCCUUCGGUAUCUGGCCCGACGACCUUGCCAUCGCUGAGGCUGAGGCUCAGGCCGCGGCCGAGAUGGACGACGACGAAUUCGACGAUGAAAGCGAGGCGUCGUACAGUGGCCGCGAGAGCGACUGGCACUCGGGCUAUGAGGACGAGGAGGAAGAGGCCAACGCUGAACACGACCAGACGGCGCCGCUCGAUAUCAGCUCGGAAGACGAGGAAGACGCCGAGGCUGACCCCGACGCCGUCAGUUCCGAGUAUGCUUCUUCGGAGGAGGCCGAGGAGGGUAAGGAUCCUCUCGAUGUCCUCUCGGACGGCUGGGGCGAGGAUGCCGAGGACGACUCUGAGGGCCACGACAGCAGCAGCAGCCUCGACGACGAGGACAUGGACGACGAGGAUGCCGAUGGCGAGGACAUUGAAGACGAGGACGAGGCCCCCGCCCUUGACGCCUCGAUCCGUCAGAACCUCAAUGCCCUCACCUUUGACGUUUUCCUCCGCAACAUUGUCUACCUCGCUACCGACGACUCUGACGUCGACGACCAGUCCGAAGCUCCAUCGGAGGAGCCCGUCCACGAGCCUACCCAGGAAGCUCAGCCCGCCCCACAGGCGUCGGCUGCGUGCACGACCCGCCCUGUUCUCGAGGCCAUGUCGCCUGUUUUCGAUUUUGCGCCUCAGCCAAACAUGAUGGCUCUGGGCCGUAUCAUGUCCGACUUCCCUCAAUCCGUCAACUCGAUGCCCCCCUCGCCCCCUCUCUCGAGCGGCACCCCAGAGGCCGAGUCCAAGCCCGAGGAAUCGGCUCCGCUUCCCGUCGGACUCGCCACCCCUCCUUCUCCGCGCAAGCGCAAGUUCUCCGACUUUGACGAGGCCACGCCCUCCACGCCCGAGCCUGUGCGCCAGGCUGCCGUCGAGGAGACCAAGGGCACGUCCGAGCUCCAGGUCACCGCCGCCUUUGUCCCCGCCACGCCCGCUCCCGUCCUCGUGGACGCUGGCACCCAGGCGCUUCCUUCCCCCGUUGCCACGCCUGAGCGUCCCUCCAAGAUCCGCCGCAUUGUCAGCGCCGUCAGCCUCGUGGCUCUCGGUGCCGCCAUCGGCAGUGCCGGUACCAUUGCUGGCCUGCUCCAGCUUGCCGACUAG
This is a messenger RNA of Apiotrichum porosum, 2244 nucleotides long. RefSeq lists its product as uncharacterized. Bases 1 to 2244 code for a protein of 747 amino acids. Gene Ontology annotation, molecular function: protein binding. NCBI's taxonomy places the organism in Eukaryota, Fungi, Basidiomycota, Tremellomycetes, Trichosporonales, Trichosporonaceae. The record is from RefSeq and is a predicted model, not a curated record. The transcript has 3 exons.